Messenger RNA from Frankliniella occidentalis (western flower thrips), 1696 nucleotides. RefSeq names its product proline-rich protein 36-like. Lineage: Eukaryota; Metazoa; Arthropoda; Insecta; Thysanoptera; Thripidae. The transcript has 2 exons. The record is from RefSeq and is a predicted model, not a curated record. The coding region runs from base 25 to 1515 and encodes 496 amino acids.
GUGCACCACGUGAGCCACAGCAGCAUGUCGAUCUCGACGAGCAGCCACAUCAGCUUUCACUUCACCACGUCCUUCGGCGCGCCCUCGCCCCUGCUGCGCGCCAUCGACCAGCCCCCGGCGCUGCCGCCGCCCCCGGCUCUGCCGCCCCCCGCGCUGCCGCCCCCAGAGCAGGCCCCCGUCCACACGCCCACUCGCGUGCCCCGCUUGCAGUCCGCGGGCAGCAUCGCCAUCUUUAGGGACACGCGACCCUCACCGUCCGCGGCCGGCAACCGGGGGCGGGGGGCCGCCCCCAACGCCACCGGCCCCGGCAAGGGCCGCACCAGGGGCGAGAGCGACAGGCAGACCCUCGCCGCUGCCCCUGCCGCCCCCGCCGCCCCCGCCGCCCCCGCUCCGUCCCCGUGCCCGCCAGGAGAUCAACAACGGACGGAUGGACAGCCGUCUGCUGAGGCGGCGGACGCGGCUGAGACGAGGAUCCAGAGUGGAAGGACAUCCAAACUUGCCGCUUCCAAUCCCGGGUCACCGCGGCUGGCGCGGACGCCGCGGCCCUCGCGGUCGAGCCGCGCCGCCGAGGUGAAGAAGCCGUCCCCGCGGCCACACGCCCAGCAGCCGCAGCGGCAGCCACCCUCCUCGACGCCCAGCUCGGCGCCGUCGGCCCAGCUGGACGGCCGCACGAGCGCCGCGGGCCUGGCGGGGCCGCCGUCGACGUCCGGGAGCUCAGCAGACGCUCAGCUCGCCGCCGACGCCGGCGAGCACGAGGCGGACAAGGCCAGCGGGCCGAGGGCGUGCAGAAGGGUGACGCCCGCGGAGGGAUGCGUGGAGAAGAGGACGGCGAAGAGGGCGCCGGGGAGGAGCGUGCAGCAGCCGCGAGAGGGCGUGACGGAACCCGGCGCUGCCGUCGACAAGGAUCAGGAACGGGCGGGGGCAGUUCCGGGUCGCACUGAGCCCCUCCCGGACCUGGUGCAGGCCUCGAGGCAGGACGCGGGCGGUCCCCUCCCGGACGCGGAGUCCCCCGUCCCGGGCAGGCACGCGGCGCGGGCCGGGGCGCGCUGCUCGCAGAGCGCACCCAACUCGCCCGCGCCGCCCCGGAAGAUGUCCGUGGCCCGGAGCAAGUCGCCCGGGCCGUCCUCGGCGUGGCGCGGCGGCCCGCUGGCCGGCCUCAAGCUCAGCAUCCCCGCUGCCCCGACGACGCCGAGGUCGUCCUCGGGCACCCCGCUUGGCUGCAGUUCGCCGGGCUGCCGACGGGACUCCAGCGUACGCGGCUUCUCCUUCUCGACGCCCAGGGCGGUCCCGGCCGCCCCGGUGGACAACACCCCGGCGUCAGGCCCGUCCAGCCUGGGCUCCUCCGUGUCCUCGGACAGCUUCGCCGUCCCCCGGGAGCAGCCGGCGCAGCCACCGCAGCCGCCGCCGUCCAGGACGUCGGCGACCACGCCGACUGGGACACCGAGGGGGACGCCGACGUCAGUCCGCCGACGUCCAGCCGGCGCCACCGCCGACACCCCCGCCGCCAAAACGUGAGUCACCGAGACUUAUCUACUUUACCGUUUAGGGGGAGCGGUUGUCAUUAGCUUGUCACAGCCUUGUCGACGGCUUUAUCGUCCGGACGGAAUUCGCACAUCGGGAAGCUAAGCCAGAGCCUCCGCCGCCGGGCAGACAGAUAAACGGGCAGCGGUCGGGCGGGCGGCCGCCUGUGGAAGCG